Messenger RNA from Diaporthe amygdali, 2988 nucleotides. Its product is annotated as nacht domain-containing protein. NCBI's taxonomy places the organism in Eukaryota, Fungi, Ascomycota, Sordariomycetes, Diaporthales, Diaporthaceae. Bases 1 to 2988 code for a protein of 995 amino acids. The transcript has 9 exons. The record is from RefSeq and is a predicted model, not a curated record.
AUGGCCCAGACACUACUGGAAAGAGCAUGCCAAAGGUUUCGUGACGAGCUCCCGCCUGAGGAAGAUCACGAGAUACAAGCGACAUCCUGGCAACACGUUCAAUCCGCUAUCGUAGAUAUUGAAAGGCAACUUGCCGCUCGACAAUGCCUGAGGAACCUGGAUAGGCUUACCCCGUACUUGAAAGCAGUUGAGGGAUAUGGGACCGUGGUCGAGAUAUUCUGCAAUUCUUCGCCAUUUGUUCCUUAUGUGUGGGCAAUUAAGGAACAGACUCAGGCGCUGGACAAGCUGCUGUCUGCAUAUGCACAACUAGGUCACGCUUUGCCGCGCCUGACAAAUCUUCAAGAAGCCUUUAAAGAGAAUCACGCUCUUCAACAACUCUUCGUCUUCUUGUAUGAGGACAUUCUGGAGUUUCAUCGAAGAGUCUACAAGCUCAUCCGCAAACCAGCCUGGGGCCGAUUUGAGCACCGUUUUAGUGCUCUGAUUGACAACAUUACAAAAACAACUGACCUGAUUGAAAAGGAAGUCACAACACACCACAUACUGGAUGCCAAAGAAUGGAGGCAGAAAUCACUUGAUGAAUCUGUUCGUCGUGAAGAGCAAUGGCAGUCAGAGCAACUCCAGGUGAUUCUGAAUUGGCUUAAGGCCGGGGAAAACGACCAGGAGCUCAGACUCGAGUGGCUUAAAGAGCGUUGUAACGAUGGGACCACGUCUUGGAUUACCAAGAACACCAAGUUUCGCUCAUGGCUUCAGCGAGAACGUGGGAAACAAUUGUUGUGGAUCUAUGGGAAACCAGGCUCAGGCAAAUCAGUUCUCGUAUCGCAGAUAAUAUCUUUCAUUCGUUUGGAUCAAAAGAAGCGGGUGUUGUUCUUCUUUUGCGACUACUGUACUCCAGCACACGAUGUCUCUGCCCAGAUUUUCAAGGCCUACUUAGCCCAGUCAAUUCGCCAAGAUGAAGACCUCGUGCCGUUCAUCUACGAUAACUAUGCUGCUAAAGGACGUUCUCCGACGAUCAGAGUUUUGAAAGAGAUACUCGUCACAAUCUUGAAAGAAAUGGAUUUUGUGCGUUUGAUAGUGGACGGAGUCGACGAGGUACAAUACACUGAACAUCGAAGACUUUUGCAGGAAGUACACGCGGUCACGACGAUGGCCGGUGUCUCAUGCAAGCUUCUCAUAUCUAGCCAAGACCUGCCCAGCAUCCGAUCUUUCCUAUCGGCAAGGAAACCACAUCACCUAUUCUUAGGUGAUGAAAAAGAGGCGAUCAUCAAAGACAUGGCUACUGUUGUUCACGCUUCAUUAGGAAAUCUGGGCGAGAUGCUCGGAACUGCCCUCGAUAAUUCGGAGCGACUGUCCCUUCAAAAACGGAUUUUGGAAAAGGCCGAAGGCAUGUUCCUUUGGCUGAAUCUGGUUUUGAGCCUCCUCGAAACAGCAGGGAGUUUAGAGGAGUUGAGGUCAACUGUAGACGGCUUACCACGAGAUCUGGAGGAGAUGCAAGCAGACCCUUGGCUUACCCGGUACGGCAAGCUUCUUGAAAGAAUACAAAAUAAUUGUGUUGCGUCGAGAGGUGAUUCCAAAGUUCGUCGUAUAUUUCAAUGGAUUCUGUUCGCGGACAAGAAGCAAGCCAUCCGGAAGCGAGACGUCCUGCUGGGAUCAAGUAUCCACGAGGGGUCGGUCACACUUCAAAGAAACACCAAGCCAUUCCCCAACUCCCUUGACAUUUGCAAGCCACUGAUCGAGGAUGGUCCGGGCGGCUCUGUGUCUCUGAUACACUCGACACUGGCAACAUGGCCCUCUGUCUCCUCCUGCACAUCACACCAUGACAUCGCCUUCGCUUGCGUGUCGCAACUGACGCAAACGCUGGAUUUUGCUCGCGAUAACAUCCCAUCAACCGAAUUGACGGAGAAAGUUGGGCUUGGUCUUUUAGGCCUCCAAGAGUAUGCUAAUGAGUACUGGAUAUUCCACGUCUUACGUUAUAUUGAGGCCCAAGAUGGGCCGCCUGACCAACGAAGUCCCCUGUUGACACAACUGCUGAACUUUGCAACAAAACCUACAAAUGUAGCAAAGACUCAACCCAAUACUCUUUCCGGGUUUUCUGAGCCAGCCAGCCCAGCAACAAUUCAGGAAAGGAUUCCUGACAAGUUGAAGGUUGUACCGGAAAUUCACGGUCUGAUCUGCCAAGUUUUGAACUUUCGACAAAAGUUUGAUGCGAAGCAGGCUUCGGAAGGGCCAGGCAAGUCAAGACAGCGUGGCCGGUCAAGAGAGUGUGCUAAUCGUAACAAUUUGUGCAUAGAUAUUCUGGCCACGGAUUGGGAUCCAACAGUCCUUUCCCGCGCAAACUGGAAAUACAACAUCGCCGUCAAGUCGCUUCUCCAUGCUUCGAGUUGCGAUGGCUUGUCCCCAGCAGAAUUGCAAACUUUCCAGUCUGAGUUUAGGCGGACUGCCUUCAUCUGCACAGUCAGAAACUGCGAGCGCUCGCGUUUCGGGUACCCGUCCGCGGUUGAGCUCGAAGAUCACAAGACUCGACAGCACAAUGCCGGUUUCAAGUGCUAUCAUCAAAACUGCCGCUACAACGACAUCGGGUUCACCAGUUCGAAGAGGCUCCGUGCACACGAGAUUAAAUUUCACUUCAGAGAUUUGCCGGAAAUACCUAAGACGCUCAAACGAAAAUACCCGGUCGACGGCUCUCCGAAAGACACCGGAGCGACCGAGGCCCCAGCUCCCGUGCCGCAAGGGCCAGGGGACCCUCCUGAUGAUUUUUUUGAGCAGUAUUGCUUCGAUUUCAUGAAUAGUACCCUAUAUACCCAUGGCUGGCAGAGGGGCUUUUCAAUCACGGAGCGCGUAAAAAAGGCUCAAGACCUUAUUGCAACUACUAUUGUUGCGACGCCUGAUCAACCACCGCAAAGACUCGCCGAUCUUUCCCUUCAAUUUGAGCAGAACGCUUUGAGGACAUCGCCAGAUAAGCAGGUAUUGACUUUUGCAGACCACAUAUGA